Molecule: messenger RNA, 980 nt
Organism: Drosophila eugracilis
Lineage: Eukaryota; Metazoa; Arthropoda; Insecta; Diptera; Drosophilidae
Exons: 3
Coding region: 234-908 (224 amino acids)
Source: RefSeq, a predicted model, not a curated record
AUGCAUCCAUGACCUUCAAAUAUCCAUGUCAUGUCGUGAGAUGAUAUAUUUUACAUAGACCGAUUAUAAUGUCGUGCAAGAAUGCACUUUAUCUAUCAGUUUCUGUUGGCUAUAUGAGGGAAAUACCCAAUAAAUUGGAUUAAAAGAUCAUAAACCAAACAAAUUCUCUGAUUUUUAGACCAUAAUCAUGAGAUAAUAUAAAUGUAAAUCCAAAUUUACACAGCCCGAUUAUAAUGUCGUGCAAUAAUGCACUUUAUCUAUCCGUUUCUGUUGGCUAUAUAAGCCAAAGGAGCAGCAUUCAAGUAUCCAGUUUAAUAUUAACCCAAAUGAUUUUCCGCUUUAAUAUAUUCUUCUCAGUUCUGUUGGCUGUGCUGCUGUUUCAUGGCUGUGGAGGAGCAUUUUUUUCUAAGCGAAAAUGGGACUAUGAGCCCAUUUCUAUCACCUCAACUACGUCGGAUCCCAGCCUAUUGCAUUUUGAGCCCAAACUCCAUCGAAUCGGUCGCGGAGUGUUUAAUAUAUCAGGCGUGCUCUUUUGGAACUACGAUACUACUGAGGAAACUAUGAUAGAGGCUAUUGUCUACCGAAGUACUUUUGGGGAAGAGAGCGAUUAUAAGCUCCUCCCUUGGGCAGCUCCCAAGCAAACCUUCUACGAUUAUAUGAAUACUUUCUACAAGGAUGUGAUCAUCAAGAGUAUUGGCAAAUGUUCUGAUGCUCCUCAGUUCGAGGGUAAAUUUGAACCACCAUUCCCAAAGAAAACGUAUACUGCUCAAAAUUGCGAAAUCGAAGGCGAAGGAUUACCGGACAUGGCACCUCCCGGUUUCUACAAGGUCAUAUUCAAUUGUUUUGGACCAGAUCAGCCAUCAUGGAGCAUAAUUAUUGUAGUUAAAAUAACAACAAAAAUGUUUUAAAUAUACAUACAUGACAUAUAAAUGCAAGCCUAAAAACACAAAUCUAUAUUUUACUUUAUAAAUAUCUUAAAA